AUGUCGAAAAUUACGGUUGCCAACGUCCGCACUCAGGUCUCUGAGCUGCUCGAGUACUCUCUCGAGACCAAGAAGCGCAACUUCCUCGAGUCUGUCGAGCUUCAGAUCGGCCUCAAGAACUAUGACCCCCAGCGUGACAAGCGUUUCUCCGGCACCGUCCGCCUCCCGGUCGUCCCCCGCCCCAACAUGAGCAUCUGCAUUCUCGGUGACCAGCACGAUAUCGAUCGUGCCAAGCACGGUGGUGUUGACGCCAUGUCCGCCGACGACUUGAAGAAGCUCAACAAGAACAAGAAGCUCAUCAAGAAGCUCGCCCGCAAGUACGACGCCUUCGUCGCUUCCGAGACCUUGAUCAAGCAGAUCCCCCGUCUCUUGGGUCCCGGUCUGUCUAAGGCCGGCAAGUUCCCCACCCCCGUCUCCCACGCCGACGAUCUCUCUGGCAAGAUCACCGAGGUCAAGUCCACCAUCAAGUUCCAGCUGAAGAAGGUUCUCUGCAUGGGUGUCGCCGUCGGCAACGUCGGCAUGACCCAGGAGCAGCUGAUUGCCAACAUCAUGUUGGCCAUCAACUACCUCGUCUCCCUGCUGAAGAAGGGCUGGCAGAACGUUGGAAGCUUGACCAUCAAGGCUUCCAUGUCUCCCCCCAAGCGCCUCUACUAA
Molecule: messenger RNA, 654 nt
Organism: Colletotrichum paranaense
Lineage: Eukaryota; Fungi; Ascomycota; Sordariomycetes; Glomerellales; Glomerellaceae
Product: ribosomal protein L1p/L10e family protein
Exons: 3
Coding region: 1-654 (217 amino acids)
Biological process (GO): maturation of LSU-rRNA; translation
Cellular component (GO): cytosolic large ribosomal subunit
Molecular function (GO): RNA binding; structural constituent of ribosome
Source: RefSeq, a predicted model, not a curated record